GAUACCACCUGUGGAAAUGAAACGGAGAAAUAAGAUCCAGCCUUGUUUAGCAAAGCCAGCUUUUGCCUCUUUGCUGAGUCAGAGCUCUGCAUAUAUUUUAAGAAAAGCCAUUGAAGAACUCAAUGAAACCAGUAUUCUUUUCACACAGGUCUCAUCAGUUUCACCCUUUUCUGUGUGCAGCUGAUUUUGAAAAGAUUGCUUCCAUGUAUGGUAGCGAUAAGUUUGAUUUGCCCUAUGGGAUAAGAAGAUCAGCGGAAUAUUUUCGACAUGCUCUUUCAAAACUGCAGAGUUGUGAUCUCUUUGAUGAGUUUGACAACCUGCCAUGUAAGAAGUGCGUGGUGGUUGGUAAUGGAGGAAUUUUGAAGAAUAAGACUUUAGGAGAAAAAAUCGACUCCUAUGAUAUAAUAAUAAGAAUGAAUAAUGGUCCUAUUUUAGGACAUGAAGAGGAAGUUGGAAGAAGGACAACCUUCCGACUUUUUUAUCCAGAAUCUGUUUUUUCAGAUCCCAUUCACAAUGAUCCUAAUACGACAGCAAUUCUUACUGUUUUUAAGCCACAUGAUUUAAGGUGGCUGUCAGAAUUGUUGAUGGGUGACAAAAUAAACACUAAUGGUUUUUGGAAGAAACCAGCCUUAAGCCUGAUCUAUAAACCUUAUCAAAUCAGAAUAUUAGAUCCUUUCAUUAUUAGAACAGCAGCUUAUGAACUGCUUCAUUUUCCAAAAGUGUUUCCCAAAAAUCAGAAACCCAAACACCCAACGACAGGAAUUAUUGCCAUCACACUGGCCUUUCACAUAUGUCAUGAAGUUCACCUAGCUGGCUUUAAAUACAACUUUUCUGACCUCAAGAGUCCUUUGCACUACUAUGGGAAUGCCACCAUGUCUUUGAUGAAUAAGAAUGCAUACCACAAUGUGACUGCAGAGCAGCUCUUUUUGAAGGACAUUAUAGAAAAAAACUUCGUAAUCAACUUGACUCAAGAUUGACCCUCCAGACUCAAAUGAUGCUUACAGUAUUAGUUUUAUUUUUAUACUGCAAUUUUUAGUUUAUUUUUAAAUAUGUUGGAUGCACUUGUCAAAUAAUUAUGUAUGUGAAGUCUAUUGCUGCCUGGUGAUUCAUAACCACCAGCUUAAUUUCUGUGAAUACUAUAUAUUUAACUUAUGAAAACCAAGAAAUGUUUAGUCGUUAAGGAAGUAAGUUUUGAUUGCAUUGUUUUUAAAAUAAGCUAGUUUUCUAA
Messenger RNA from Propithecus coquereli (Coquerel's sifaka), 1228 nucleotides. It is a transcript of the gene ST3GAL6, whose product is annotated as ST3 beta-galactoside alpha-2,3-sialyltransferase 6. The transcript has 9 exons. Bases 123 to 977 code for a protein of 284 amino acids. Gene Ontology annotation, biological process: glycolipid biosynthetic process. NCBI's taxonomy places the organism in Eukaryota, Metazoa, Chordata, Mammalia, Primates, Indriidae. The record is from RefSeq and is a predicted model, not a curated record. Gene Ontology annotation, molecular function: beta-galactoside alpha-2,3-sialyltransferase activity.